Molecule: messenger RNA, 390 nt
Organism: Aspergillus novofumigatus IBT 16806
Lineage: Eukaryota; Fungi; Ascomycota; Eurotiomycetes; Eurotiales; Aspergillaceae
Exons: 1
Source: RefSeq, a predicted model, not a curated record
AUGGAGGCCUCCAAUCGGCAAUUUCUUCAGGACCGAAUGGACGAGAUUGAAGCAAUGAAUCUCUCCACCGAGGAGGAGAAACUGGAGGAGAUGCGCGUCUACUGGCCUGGUCUAGGAGUCAAGUGCAAGGAUCCUUGGAUGGCGACCGCUCCAGCAGAAACUGUCCGUCAGUCUUUGGAGGAGGGAAAUGUCACCCGAUUAGCUGAUGUCAGAACGCUAUACCAUCAGCAUAUGGAUGGAGUCAGCCCGCCAAACUUGUUGACAGAUGAGUGGUGCCGGAUGUUUUUGGACACCGUUCAAACUGUGUGUAAUGAGGUGGCCUUUCGAAAUGAAGAGGACGACGAUUUCGAAGUCCCACCCUGCCAUGAUUUGGCUCUCUUUCUCAAGUAC